AACACUGACAUUGACUGACUGAAGUAAUUUCAAGAAAUAGAAAGAAAGAUCUCUAAUUUGUAAACUAGCAGCGUCUUUAUUUUGAGUUACGGUUGCUUAACUUUGGACAAGUGUUGGGAAACAAUACACAUUGUCCCUGAAUACAUAUACAAUUUAAUUUUAAAGAAAAAAAAACAUCCAAUAUGGGCGAUCAGCAGUUUUUCUUAAAAUGGAACGAUUUUCAAACAAAUAUGGUGACAUCGUUCAGGCACCUGAGAGACGAAAAGAGUUUUACAGAUGUAACACUUGCUUGUGAAGGACAGACAUGUAAAGCACAUAAAAUGGUGUUGUCAGCGUGUAGUCCAUACUUUAAAAGUUUAUUAGAGGAGAACCCUUCAAAGCACCCCAUAAUAAUCCUGAAGGACGUCUCGUACCUCCACCUGCAGGCGAUCCUCGAGUUCAUGUACGCGGGCGAGGUGAAUGUCUCUCAAGAACAGCUGCCCGCCUUCCUCAAAACAGCGGCUAGACUUAAGGUGAAGGGUCUGGCCGAGCCCCCACCACAAAUGCCGAGCAUCAAACGCGAAGGCUAGCCCACCGACAGUUAGCAAGUGCCCUAAAGACUCUAGUGAUCCUAGAAACACCAAUGUAACAUACCAAUAACAUACACUCACAUAUUUGUGGACUGCAAACUUUAUUAGGGCUCUAGACAUGCAGCUAAAGUAAAAAAGAUAUGACUGUACAGGCGUAGUGCCUUUGACUAUCCGGGACAAAUAAAAAAAUAAUCAAUAAAAUAUUUUUACGUAUUUCCGGAAUACACUUUCGAAGUCAGAUAGUGAUCUGAAUUAAUUAGUUGCUUCACAUGAAUUUUAUAGAUUUUAUUAUUAAUUAUUAUGUACAUAACACGUUAUUGUUAAAUCGAAUGGUAAUAUUAAAAUUGUGUGUAGGGUAGUACGAAAUAUCCCCACACAGUAAAGCAAUACUUCCCCAUUUCCCGUUGUUCUUAUUUAUAUGUUUGCUCUGGCCAUAUACAGAUAAUUAAAAAAAUAAUAUUUAUGACCAUAGCAAACAAAAUUAUUUCUUUUUUUUUUGUACACAGUACAUAUAAUUUUAGUAUUACUAAAUAUAAGUACACAUCACAGUUUUAAUAAUUUAAGUCCAGUCUUUAAUUUCAUAAUAUAGUAUAUAUGAGACAGCUGCUUGUCUAUAGCCAAAAAUCAUAGACAAUAUUUACAUAGUGUAUUGAAUUUUAUAUAUUUUGGUAUUAACAAAUACACUAAUAUGAUCUUGUAAUAGAAAUAUGCGUCUUGCAUUUUAAUUCAGUGCUAUUUUUUUAAAUAAAAUACAACACUAAAUACUAAAAUAUUUAUAUAAUAUUCAACAUCGACCAACUACAAUAAAAGACUACAUUUAAAAUUAAACUUAGAGCCUUGAAUUUAGGCUCAAAUUAAUUUGUCUGCAUCUUCCCCUAAAUAUAAAUAUUAUGGAGUAAGCAGAUAAUAAAUUCUGAUGUCCAUGAUACAAAAGAAAUUUAACUCUCAGUAAUUUCAUUUUCACAUACUUUGUAAUCAGU
Messenger RNA from Achroia grisella, 1549 nucleotides. RefSeq names its product longitudinals lacking protein-like. Gene Ontology annotation, molecular function: protein binding. The record is from RefSeq and is a predicted model, not a curated record. Gene Ontology annotation, cellular component: nucleus. Gene Ontology annotation, biological process: regulation of transcription by RNA polymerase II. The transcript has 5 exons. The coding region runs from base 183 to 569 and encodes 128 amino acids. Lineage: Eukaryota; Metazoa; Arthropoda; Insecta; Lepidoptera; Pyralidae.